GGAUCGCGUCCGCCGGAUGGCAGUUGUUCGGUGCAGUGCCACCAUGACGACAUCCCCACCGCUACGACUUCGACUGCCCUUCCUUCUCCUCUCCACUCAGCGAGCUUUUACGUGCGAAGGGAGCGAGGCAUCCACCACAGCGAAAAAGUAGGCGAAGUGGUUAAAGAAUCGAUCGAUCUUUCCUAGAUUUUUUUUCUUGUCCCCGAGGAAUUCGGUUUCGCUCGGAAUUCUCCAGCCAGCCCCAUGGCGGUUCUUGGCGGCUUCCGCCGGAACAUCGGCCUGUUCUUGAGUAAAAGCAACGGAUUUAUGGCGGCGUCGCUGUCGGCGGCGAGCUGUGCGGAGGAGGUGGAGAAGGCCGAGGGGGCGGCGUGCCGGGACGACGCGGGGGCGCUGAGGCUCAAGUGGAUCGCCAUGGCCGCGAUUCUGGUGGCCGGAGUGCUGGGAGUGGGCUUGCCGCUCGUGGGCCGCAAGCGGCGCGCGGUGCGGACCGGCAGCGCCGUGUUCGUCGCCGCCAAGGCCUUCGCGGCCGGCGUGAUCCUGGCCACGGGGUUCGUCCACAUGCUGCACGACGCCGAGCACGCGCUCUCCAACCCUUGCCUCCCCGCCGCGCCCUGGCGCCGGUUCCCGUUCCCAGGGUUCGUCGCCAUGCUCGCCGCCCUCGCCACGCUCGUGCUCGACUUCGUCGUCACCAGGUUCUACGAGCGCAAGCACCGCGCCGAGGUCGCUCGUGUCAAGGCCGACGCCGCUGCCGCGCUCGCCGCGUCCACCUCUGCCACCGUUAGCGACGAAGACAUCACCGUGGUCACAGUUACUGACGAUGAGCACAAGGCGCCGCUCUUGCAAACCCACUCGCAUUCCCAUUCCCACGCGCACUCGCACGGUCACGAGCUGGUGCAGGCAGAUGGCCGCGAGGGGGAUGUAUCAGAGCACGUGCGCUCCGUCGUGGUGUCACAGAUACUGGAGAUGGGAAUCGUGUCGCACUCGGUGAUCAUUGGCCUCUCGCUGGGGGUAUCACGGAGCCCCUGCACAAUUAGGCCGCUGGUGGCAGCGCUCUCGUUCCACCAGUUCUUCGAGGGGUUUGCGCUUGGUGGAUGCAUUGCCCAGGCACAAUUUAAGAAUCUUUCGGCAGCUAUGAUGGCAUCCUUUUUUGCCAUCACAACACCUAUGGGUAUUGCUGCUGGGGCUGGUUUGGCCUCGUUCUACAACGCCAAUAGCCCCAGGGCUCUGGUGGUGGAAGGCAUCCUUGACUCCGUGUCAGCCGGCAUACUCAUAUACAUGGCGCUCGUGGAUCUCAUCGCUGCCGACUUCUUGGGUGGGAAAAUGACGGGGACGCCGCGGCAGCAGGUGAUGGCAUAUGUCGCCCUGUUCCUUGGCGCGCUCUCGAUGUCAUCUCUUGCAAUCUGGGCCUGAACCACAGGCAUUUUAACGGACGGUCGCGUCCUAAAGAUGUUGCCUUCAACAUGUAUAGAACUAAUGUGUGUGCAUGUGUUCUUGUGGUAAUAUGCCCUUGUUUUUUAUGGGCAUGAGAGGGGACAGCGCUGGUGGAAAACCUGGGGCAUUGUGUAUAUGUACUUUUGGCUUUGUAAAUGCUACUGCCCCAUUGCUGAAAACCACGACAGCAGCUGCUUAUGUGAAGAGUGAUCUGGUUGCGUUUACUCGGGUAUAAAUUGCAGGGCAUCUGCGAAA
Messenger RNA from Brachypodium distachyon (stiff brome), 1686 nucleotides. Its product is annotated as zinc transporter 7. NCBI's taxonomy places the organism in Eukaryota, Viridiplantae, Streptophyta, Magnoliopsida, Poales, Poaceae. Gene Ontology annotation, cellular component: plasma membrane. Gene Ontology annotation, molecular function: zinc ion transmembrane transporter activity. The record is from RefSeq and is a predicted model, not a curated record. The transcript is spliced from 4 exons. The coding region runs from base 244 to 1410 and encodes 388 amino acids. Gene Ontology annotation, biological process: zinc ion transmembrane transport.